Molecule: messenger RNA, 282 nt
Organism: Acanthoscelides obtectus
Lineage: Eukaryota; Metazoa; Arthropoda; Insecta; Coleoptera; Chrysomelidae
Source: the annotation of a GenBank genome assembly
AUGGAUUUAGUCUUACUUUUUGUUGUGAUUAAUAUAAAUAAAAGAUGAACUCUGCUCACGAAAUUGUUUUAAAUGUUCUAUUGGGCAGUAGCUCAAUAAAUAAAAUAGUACUAUUAGAACUACGUACGGUUUCUGGCAAAUUUUCUUCGAUUUUCAAUUUCUUGUAGGUGGUAGAUGGUCUCUGACUGUCGAAGGCGGAGGUACCACCCGGCGGUUCUCGUAGGCGGAACCAGAAUGUGUGCAUGUUGCAUGCACACGUGUUCCCUCGCCAGAGUCCGUGUG